This is a messenger RNA of Cottoperca gobio, 8402 nucleotides long. Its product is annotated as phosphatidylinositol 4,5-bisphosphate 3-kinase catalytic subunit alpha isoform-like. The record is from RefSeq and is a predicted model, not a curated record. Gene Ontology annotation, molecular function: 1-phosphatidylinositol-3-kinase activity; 1-phosphatidylinositol-4-phosphate 3-kinase activity. Gene Ontology annotation, cellular component: phosphatidylinositol 3-kinase complex, class IB; phosphatidylinositol 3-kinase complex, class IA; cytoplasm. The transcript has 26 exons. Lineage: Eukaryota; Metazoa; Chordata; Actinopteri; Perciformes; Bovichtidae. Gene Ontology annotation, biological process: phosphatidylinositol-mediated signaling; phosphatidylinositol 3-kinase/protein kinase B signal transduction; cell migration. The coding region runs from base 464 to 3673 and encodes 1069 amino acids.
CUUGUCCAGUCGACCAGCAGUUCGGCUGCUCAUAACAUCCUCAGCUGGAGCCCUUCUGACUGGACAUUUUGGACAUAUUUUCUGUUACUGUACUCUUUACAACCCACAACACGAGUGGAGCUAUUGUCUGUGUGGAGUAACGCCUACUGUCACGGAUAGCUGGCCGAGAGGCUGACAGUGACAGACGGCAGAUAACAGCCUGCUCUGCCCGGCGCCGGGAGCCACCAACCCGGCCGUUGGGGACUGGUGGGGUUGGCUAGCUGGAAGGCUAGCUAACUGGAAUUAGCUGGAGAGAUCCUCUCAGACCAGCAUCCUCAAACACUUCGCUGCUCAACUCAACAGGCAUGAAGAUGGAUUGAAACAUGAAGGGUGGAACUGUCCCAUCAUCAGAAUAGGAAGGCGUCUUUCUUAGGUUGUGCUCUGCGGCUUAACUCUGUGACUGAGCUGGGAGACAGAGAGGAAGAUGCCUCCCAGGCCGUCCUCAGGGGAGCUAUGGGGCAUCCACUUGAUGCCUCCCAGGAUCCUGGUGGACUGCCUGCUGCCCAACGGGAUGAUUCUGACCCUGGAGUGUCUCCGUGAGGCCACGCUAAUCACCAUCAAACAUGAGCUUUUCAAGGAGGCCAGGAAAUAUCCCCUCCAUCACCUCCUACAGGAGGAGACGUCCUACAUCUUUGUCAGUGUUACACAAGAAGCAGAGCGGGAGGAGUUUUAUGAUGAGACCCGUAGGCUGUGUGAUCUCCGACUCUUCCAGCCCUUCCUCAAGGUCAUUGAACCAGUUGGCAACAGAGAGGAAAAGAUCCUCAACAGAGAGAUUGGUUUUGCCAUUGGUAUGCCUGUGUGUGAGUUUGACCUGGUGAAGGACCCGGAGGUUCAGGACUUCAGGAGAAACAUCCUGAAUGUUUGUAAAGACUCUGUGGAGCUGAGAGAUGCCAGCGGGCCUCACAGUAGAGCGCUGUAUGUUUACCCGCCCAACAUAGAAUCCACACAGGAACUUCCCAAACACUUCUAUAGCAAGCUGGACAAAGGUCAGAUCAUUGUUGUGAUUUGGGUGAUUGUUUCUCCGAACAACGACAAACAAAAGUAUACACUGAAGAUCAACCACGACUGUGUGCCUGAACAGGUGAUUGCAGAGGCCAUUCGUAAGAAGACACGCAGCAUGCUGCUGUCCCCAGAGCAGCUAAAGAUGUGUGUUCAGGAAUAUCAGGGUAAAUACAUCCUCAAAGUUUGUGGCUGUGAUGAGUACCUGCUGGAAAAGUACCCCAUCAGCCAGUAUAAGUAUAUCCGUAGUUGCAUCAUGCUGGGCAGGCUGCCUAACCUGAUGCUAAUGGCUAAGGACAGCUUAUACACUCAGUUGCCUACAGACAACUUUGUCAUGCCGUCAUACUCUCGACGCAUCUCAACGGCAACAUCCUAUAUGAAUGGUGGCGAGGCAGCUGCCAAGUCGCUGUGGACCAUCAACGGCACCCUGCGAAUACGAAUCCUAUGUGCCACCUAUGUUAACGUCAAUAUACGGGACAUAGACAAGAUAUAUGUGAGAACAGGUAUUUACCACGGAGGUGAACAGAUGUGUGACAAUGUCAACACGCAGAGAGUACCCUGCUCCAACCCGAGGUGGAAUGAAUGGCUCACCUAUGACAUGUACAUCCCUGACAUACCCCGUGCCGCCAGACUCUGCCUCUCCAUCUGCUCUGUCAAGGGCAGGAAGGGAGCCAAGGAGGAGCACUGUCCACUAGCUUGGGGUAAUAUCAACUUGUUUGACUACACUCACACUUUGGUGGCCAACAAGAUGGCUCUGAACCUGUGGCCUGUCCCUCAUGGCCUUGAAGACCUUCUCAACCCCAUCGGAGUCACUGGAUCCAACCCUAAUAAGGAAACCCCAUGUCUGGAGCUGGAGUUUGACCACUUUAGUAGUUUAGUCAAAUACCCAGAUAUGAAUGCAGUAGAGGAUCAUGCAAACUGGACCAUCUCGAGGGAACUGGGGUUUAACUACAACCUCUCUGGACAGAGCAACCGAUCGGCCAGAGAUCACGCCCUGACAGAGAGCGACACUGAGCAGAUGAGACAGCUGAGUAACAGAGACCCUCUUUCAGAAAUCACUGAGCAGGAGAAAGACUUCCUCUGGAGACACAGGCACUACUGCGUGAACAUCCCUGAGAUCCUUCCCAAGAUCCUUCUCGCUGUCAAAUGGAACUCCAGAGAUGAAGUAGCACAGAUGUACUGUCUGUUAAAGGAAUGGCCGUCUACCCGUCCUGAGCAGGCCAUGGAGCUGUUGGACUGUAACUAUCCAGACCCCAUGGUCAGGCACUUUGCUGUACGCUGCCUUGACAAAUACCUGACUGAUGACAAACUGUCCCAAUACCUCAUCCAGCUUGUACAGGUAUUAAAAUAUGAGCAGUAUCUUGACAAUCCCCUGGCCCGUUUCCUCCUGAAGAAGGCCCUGACCAAUCAAAGGAUAGGUCAUUUCUUCUUCUGGCAUCUCAAGUCAGAAAUGCACAACAAAACAGUGAGCCAGAGGUUUGGGCUGCUGCUAGAGGCUUACUGCAGGGCGUGUGGCAUGUACCUCAAACACCUGAGUAGGCAGGUGGAGGCCAUGGAGAAGCUCAUUAACCUCACUGACAUCCUUAAGCAGGAGAAGAAGGAUGAGACACAGAAGGUCCAGAUGCGGUUUCUUGUGGACCAGAUGAAGAGACCGGACUACAUGGAUGCUCUGCAGAACUACACCUCUCCUCUCAACCCAGCACACCAACUGGGAAACCUGAGGUUAGAUGAAUGCAGGAUCAUGUCGUCAGCAAAGAGACCAUUGUGGCUGAACUGGGAGAAUCCUGACAUCAUGUCCGAGCUGCUCUUUCAGAACAAUGAGAUCAUCUUCAAAAAUGGAGACGACUUGCGGCAGGAUAUGCUGACGUUGCAGAUUAUUAAAAUCAUGGAGAAUAUUUGGCAGAAUCAGGGGCUGGACCUACGGAUGCUUCCCUAUGGCUGUCUGUCAUUAGGAGACUGUGUGGGUCUCAUUGAGGUGGUUCGCAGCUCCCACACCAUCAUGCAGAUUCAGUGUAAAGGAGGCUUGAAAGGAGCCCUGCAGUUCAACUCAAACACUCUGCAUCAGUGGCUCAAGGACAAGAACAAGGGCGAGAUGUAUGACAUGGCUGUGGAUCUGUUCACGAGGUCCUGUGCUGGCUACUGUGUAGCUACAUUUAUCCUUGGGAUAGGAGACAGACACAACAGCAACAUAAUGGUCAAAGAUGAUGGACAGUUGUUUCAUAUAGAUUUUGGCCAUUUCCUGGAUCAUAAGAAGAAGAAAUUUGGCUACAAGAGAGAGCGUGUGCCCUUUGUACUGACGCAAGACUUCCUCAUCGUCAUCAGCAAGGGAUCCCAAGAGUGUGCAAAGACCAAAGAGUUUGAGAGGUUCCAGGAGAUGUGUUACAAAGCCUACCUGGCCAUCCGGCAGCAUGCUAACCUCUUCAUCAACCUGUUCUCCAUGAUGCUGGGCUCCGGCAUGCCUGAGCUGCAGUCAUUUGAUGACAUUGCCUACAUCAGGAAGACGCUGGCCUUGGAGAAAAGCGAACAGGAGGCGUUGGACUACUUCAUGAAACAGAUGAACGACGCUCACCAUGGAGGAUGGACCACCAAGAUGGACUGGAUAUUCCACACAAUUAGACAGCAUGCACUAAACUGAUCUCCUGCACACAAACAAAACAAUCACCAGUCCCACCAUGGAGUAACAUCUCACUAACGAUGGAGGUUUUCACCAGUACCAUUUCUGUUUCUCUAAACAAGGUUCCUGGGUUUUUAUUGCAUAAUCAUCUGCCUUUCUCCUCCACUCUACAAGAGAGCGUUGUCUUCAUGUCCUGGUGAAGAUCUGCCCUACCUGGCCGAUGCUUGUAUCCUUGGCUACUAUCCGUCUUCUGUCCCCCCCCCCCCCCCAUCAGGAACACACUGGGAAACAAAGGACAUUUUACCUCUUACCCUGCUCUUGCUGGAAAAAUUGGACACAACAGCUUAAAGAAGAUGUAUCCCCCAAUCUUACUGUUCCUUCCCAGAAAGGAGUUUAUUUAAUUUUAUAAAUCUUAUCACUGCUGAUGCAGGCACAAAGAACAUAACAUGUGUUCCUCAAAUGUGUUGCACAGUGCAGGAUUACUGAAGUAUGGGGGCUUCUAUGAUGACUCAUGUGUGGUGAAGUUGCCCCCCCCUGAGCUGAUUUGGUGUCAGCUUUCCCACCUUUUAACCCUUUUGUGAGGACAUUUCAAAGCUCAGAAACUACAGAAGAGCCUCCGGGUGGUUUUGCACAGCUCUACAGUCUCCCGCGGCCUCAGUGAGAAAGCCCUCCACCCUUGGGAACAUUUGUCGGUGGUGCCGCUUUAGACUCUUGCAUAAACUUCAGGGUGAUGAUGCCUCUCCGUCAAAACACAGCACUUAGAAAUAUCAGAAUAAUAUACAGAUUUAUUAUGACUUUUUACAUUUAUUUAUGUAUUGAUAGUUUCUUUCAGUUUUUACACAGGCAGAACUCGACUCUCCAGAAACACACCGUUAGUUCAGUAAAUAUAUUCGGGAGUUUGUUUUGGAAAUUGUGUAUUUGUGCUUCCUCCUUCUGACCACCACGAGUUCGACAGCUUUCCCAUUUUUUUUCCAUUACAGAGUUUUGCUCAUGUUCGUAUUCAGACUGCUGAUGCCCUUUCUGCCGCCGUCACUUUUAAGUUAAACAUUAGAUUUGACUUUGUCCGUAGUAGCCCAAUUUGUGUGGCUACUUUGCAAUUUGUAAAAAUGUAUUUGUUGGGGAAUUCAAAUUGGUAAUGAAUGAAAGUGCCAGUCUCACAUUUUAUGAAUAAUGGGAGCUAUUUUGAGCCUCCGGUUGUCUGUCCUGUUGGCGAGCAGAAGCCCGGGGGAAUGUUACGUCUUCCUGUUGAUAAGAUGCCUUGGCGUCACAGCACAAUACUGCACAUUGCUAAGCCCGACAGACUCUGCCUAAACACUUGUAGUAAGCAAACCAUGACUGCACUAUUAACAUGAAAAGCUAGAUUUGACCUUUGUUGUGUAUAAUUUUUUUUAUUUCUAACCUCGUGAGGUGGAUGGUCUAGUCAUUAAAAUGUCAGCUUACGCACACAGUAACAGUUAACUUGUGUUUAUCACACAUUUGGUGGACAUUUUUAUUCAGAACAUCUUCCUCUGAGCCCAUAAUAACCCUGGCAGUAUGUGAGCCAUGCUCUUUAUGUUUGAAGCUUACAUUUAACAUAUUUUUCCCAACACAAACAUUUGAGCAUGUCGCUUAUUCAACAUUUUAAAGUCACAGGAAAAUGGCCGUUAAAGUGUCUUUAGUGAAAGAGUGCGUGUGGGUGAGAUUUAGUCACUAUGGGGAUUUACUCUAAAGUAGGCAUAUAGAGUGAGAGAGAGCAGCUGAGGACUGUUGGUUUCCACCCACACCUCCCUCUCCUGUCGGGUCUGUACGCAGAGGACGAGGGCGAACUAUUCAACGAGACUUCAGCGACAUUCUUUGGACAUGUUAACAAAGUUUUGGCCAACUGAUGUCAAAACACACACACACCUCCUACUAUUAUAUCCCUUUAGUAGCUAGUAUGAGCCACUAGCUAACGGUCAAGUGCGGUUUUACUUCAUUGGAAGACAAAAAGGGAAGAAUUAAAACCACAAUUAUCAGACGGGCGCAGGAUUACAGCUUGGAAAUGGAUUUUUGUUUCAUUGUCUUUAAAAAGUCACCUUGUGUUUUGAGAUUGAUAGAUAGAUAGAUUGAUUGAUACUUUAUUAAUCCCGAGGGAAAUUUAGGUUAGAUUGGUAUUUAAAAAAAAGAUAUUGUUAUAAAAGGCAUUUUUUAACGAUAAAAAGUGAACCCUGAGUGACGGUAACCUUAACGGCUUUGUCAGGUGAAUUGAGAACUUCUCGUACGGUGUGUGUUGAGCAGAGAACGCAGUAUUUCACAGAAAAACGUGGCUCAGAGCAGCGUCACGAACCCCCGACGCCUUCGUAAUGUACCUAGAAAGACAUGCUGUUCAAUUUGCUCGUAGCUAAAUUAUUAUCUACUAGUAGGAAACGCAAUCUGCCAGUGGAAAAGAAAGUCUGCAUUUAACUGUUGAUUGUAUUGAAAAGCCAAAAUGGUCUGAUGUGGCGCACAUGUGUGUUGCCAUAUUAUCGCAGCAUUAAUGGCUAGAAUGUAUUGAAUUGCUAAAAUAUGUGCACUCUUUUUAUGUUUUUGCAUCAUAUAUGGUUUCUUUCUAAUGUGUCAGAUGCAGUGCCACUAAACAUACAAUAGGUUAUCAGAGAGAGAGAGCGCUCUUCUCUGCUAUUAUGUGCCAAAUCAGGCAUCACUGAGGCCUGUGUAAGCUAAAGCUGGAAUUAAGGAAGGCGUAUCGGUUUCAGACUUCAAAAACAAAACAAUAAAAGGUUGAUUGCACUUAAAAAUAGCCUUUUUGUCCAAUAGGACUCUGUAAGAAGAAUGUUAGCCUAGUAUGCAUGUUCCUCAAUCAGGAUAACCAGUAUGUACACUUUGAAUAGAGUUACAGUCACACUGCUUUUUUCUAUCGUGGGCUUCACAUGUGACAGCCUGCAGUGUUGUUAUAAUUAAUAUCCUUUCCCAUGUAUCCUCCAAAUCAUUUGUGUGUUUGUGUGCGUUCAUUGUCUUUCUGUACAGGUUGCAGAGCUUCAUUGGCAGGCCCCAAUGAAAACCCACACUGUAUGUGUGUGUGUGUGUGUGUAGCUUCUGUGUGUGUGUGCGAUGACACUGAACUGUUGAAGCGCUGGUGUCUCUAAAUGUUUUGUAAGCCUCUUUUUUUUUUUUUUUUUCUCCACUGGCUGGUCUGUGCCAGAGAAGUUUUUCCAUUGUUUGUAAGGAGACAUGAACGAGAGGGAACUUUUUCCAUAUAAAUGAUUUACUUGAAAUGUCACGAAUCAGAACCACCGCCGUAUUUUGUUUGUUUUGUGUGUGUGUGUGUGUGUGUGUGUGUGUGUGUGUGUGUGUACAGGCUGUUUGUUAUGUUACUGUGCAGUGAAUGUUAUUGAUGCCACAGUGAAGACACAAAUACUUCUGGAACUAAUGAAAGUUGUACUUUAGUCCACAUUUCUAAGAUCAGGUGCAGUGAAGAACUAUGACAAAGUAUUUUACAGGAUUUAAUAAUCUUUUUAGAUUUUCAUAUUCAGCUUCAAAAUCAUGAGAAUUACACCCAGCAGCUAAGUGAUAGUUCUCAUUUCUUUUUAGAGCUUGAUUGUUUGUUUGAAAGCUCUUUUUGUCCCCCACGUUGGCACUGAAGUGGAGCAGGGUUUCUCCAAUAUAGUUGCACUAGUGUUUCCUCCUAUGAGUGAAGACUUUGGUCCCUUUUAACUGUCAACAAUAUCAAACGACAACAAAAAACACAGGCCCAUACACAUAAAUCUGUCUGACUGUAUGGAUCGACAAUCUGCAUAAUGAUACAUAAUUACACACCUGCUGUUUCACUAAGUAAAGUGAAGUUGGACAUGGCUGAUCUCCUCUAAGCUCAGUGUGCAUGCACAGAAAUGCGAUUAGAGUUUCUGUGGAAUUUACCAGGAGGGAAAUCUUAUUUGCAUUCAUCCGCUCUUCAGUUUGCCCCUGCGAAUACAAUCAUGAUCAGUUAUGAGGAACAGUAGACGUAAUAACACAAACACCCAGAUAUAUAUUAUAUUAUUAUUAUUAUUAUCCAUGCAGUAAGUACUGCUUUUGUGAAGUCUAUCAUUGUUUUUGAUGAGUCUUUAUUCAAAAGGUGUUCCUGUGACUGUUGGUUUCCAUGAUGGACAGGUGUUCAUGUUAUUGUGUCCACCACCUGUAUGAAUACGCACACAGAUAUUUAUUGAUACGGCCGCAGAUCUUCAUCAGUGUUUGUUUCUGUAAACGCAGUUAAAAAAAACAACUUUUGGGUGGGAUUCAAGCUGUCCAGGGUUUUAAACUCUUAUACUUCAAAGAGCAAAUAUGAGUAAUCAAUAAGACUUCCUAGAGUCCUAAAUGUUAAAGGGAAAUAUUGACAAAAUGUUCUGUGGCUUCAUGUUCUUUUCUGUAUGCAGUGCUCUAAACAACAUGAUAGUGUGUCGCCAAUAUGUUCCCUCAACAGACCGUGCUGUCAGAACCUUAACCUCCACCAUGAAUGAAUGUACAGCGGGCCCAUGUAUUGUUUUUCACAGCCCACCUGCAUGAGAUUGGGUAAAGAUGAAUAUUCUUCUUCUUUCUACAUUGUUUGUUUGUCGUUUGUUUAUUUAGUCUGCUAAGCAGCCAUACAGAUGUUUAGAAAUGAAUGCCUUAAGUUUCAUGAUCACAAUAACCGGCGUCUUUUUAUUUAUAAAUGUAUAUUGUAUUUCAUUUCGGCUCACAGAGUAAAGGUUUGUACCCUGACCGACCGACUGGUCAUCUGAGUGUUCUGUGAAGAUGUACAAAUAAAUUUGUUAAACAUUUA